AUUCUGUUGUUGAUACUGCGGAGUGCACAUUACGGUUCUCUACAGACUUCGGGUUUAAAUAUCUUAUUAGAAAGCAGAAAGUAAAGGAAUUUUAGACUGGUGGACGAAUUUAUAGCAAUCACAUUUAUUACAAGAGCAUACUGCUUUAAAACAGUAACGAAUCAGGACUGCUACUUUCCCGACAGCUUGGCAAGUCGAUUAUUACUGAUGGGAGGGAGUGACGCUGAAAGACGAUCUAAGAUCAGAACCGGAGAAGAGAGCAAAUCCCAAAGCUUAUCAUCAUCAUCAAGCGCCCGGAGACCCAGUCCAAGCCUCCAGAAGAAGCAUGAACGGUCCACUGAGAAGAAAAGGAUGAAGAGGAGCCGCUCCAGCUCUUCGUCGUCUUCAAGCUCCACUUCCUCGUCCAGAGAAAAAAAGGCCAAGAAGAAAAAGAAACGGCGAGAAGAAAAGAAACUGAAGCGUGAAAAGAAAAGGGAGAAGAAGGAAAAGAAGCGGCAAAAGAAGUUGGCGCUGAAAGCUGCGAGAGAAGCUUCUGUACCGACUCGUGUUUCUGAAGAACAGCUCUCACCGUUCCUGCAGACCUGGCUGAAUGAAGAGACCAAAGAACCCGGCCCUGUCAUGACUGACGAACAGAAGGAGACUUUCUGCACCAAGAGACCGAUGACAAAGGAAGAAUACGAUGCGAGGCAAAGCAUCAUCCGCCGUGUCGUCGACCCCGAGACCGGGCGCACCAGGCUUAUAAGAGGCGAUGGGGAAGUUUUGGAAGAAAUUGUCACCAAGGAGCGACACAAAGACAUCAACAAGCAAGCCACUAAGGGCGAUGGUGAUGCCUUCCAGAAGAGACUGGGGAUCAACAGGUAGCGAAGUGGCGGAUAGGAACGAUUAGUUCA
Molecule: messenger RNA, 890 nt
Organism: Pimephales promelas (fathead minnow)
Lineage: Eukaryota; Metazoa; Chordata; Actinopteri; Cypriniformes; Leuciscidae
Gene: arl6ip4
Product: ARF like GTPase 6 interacting protein 4
Source: RefSeq, a predicted model, not a curated record